Messenger RNA from Symbiodinium natans, 1977 nucleotides. NCBI's taxonomy places the organism in Eukaryota, Dinophyceae, Suessiales, Symbiodiniaceae. The record is from the annotation of a GenBank genome assembly.
AUGAAACGGCUCAUUGUCCUCACGGUCUCUUGGUGGAUCUUGAUCCUUGCCUACGUGGGGGCUCCUUGUAGGCUCGUGGGGGAGAUUGAGUACUACACCAUGGCACUGUUUGCGUGCCAACGGCUUCAGGGCCUUCCGGUGGAGCUUCCCACACUGAGCUUGGUCUUCUGCCUCGUGCUUUGCAUCGUCUUCCUUCCCAACUCGAUGUUGAAAGUGUCGACAAUCCGGUGGAACGCCUUGCUGCACAGUAUCGGCGUCGCCACUCUAGCCCUCUGUGUCCUCAAGCCUCUGCUUUCCAGCAGCACCAUCUUCGAAACGCUCUUCAUCGAAUCCAUGGAGUUCAUUGGCAUUGUCACAGGGAGGGCGGCGGCCGUUUACUUGGCCGUGAUGCUGCUCGUAAUCUCCCGGCGCUCGGUGUUGUCAGAGUGGCACGGCUUGGAUUACACGGAGACGAUUGCAUUCCACAGGAUUUCUGGAUGGUGGGUGCUUGUCAUGAGUCUUCUACAUUCCCUUGCUUUCGUGGCCUACUACUUGCAGAGAGGUGGAUGGCGUGAGCUUUUAGAGUCAUGCAUUCCGGUAGCGCUUUCGUGCAGCGAUCCAGAGGAUCCAUCGGCUUGCUGGAACACACUUGGGCUGGUGAACGGCUUUGGAGUAGUUGCAACUGCUGCAGUCAGCAUCCUGGCCUUCCUCUCGCGAGAGCAAGUGCGCCGCGGUGCCUACAACCUCUUCUACUUCACCCACGUGGCCCUGUCUUUCUUGUUCAUUCUUUUCUGUGGGCUCCAUGACUUUCCCAUGGUGAUUCUUAUGUUUCCCGGCCUGGCGUUCUACAUGAAAGACCGGAUCGUGGCUUUCUUCACCCGCCAGGAACUUUCCGAUGUAUCAGCAGAAGUUCUGUGCCGAACCGGCACUUCCGACGUGAUCCUCCUCACGUGGAGCACAGCACCAGACACUAAGUUUAUGCCCGGCACCCGUUGGGUCUACCUCCAGGAGCCGCGUGUUUCCAGAAUGCAGUGGCACCCAUACUCGGUGGUCCAGCAGGGGUGCCGCGCGCAGGUGCUCGUCAAGGGCGCGGGGGACUGGUCCGAAGCCCUCUGCAGCAAGGCGUCCCGGGUGUCCCAGGAUUUCAAGCUCCGAAUUGAGGGCCCCUAUGGUAAGCCCAAUGUCCAAGAUGUCCAAAGCAGCUCCCUGAGUUCACUGAGUUCCCUGCCGCCCCGCAAGCUCCUGCUCGUUGCAGGCGGCGUUGGCAUCUCCCCUUUCAUCGACCUCCUCUGCGGUCUGCACUUGGUCCAGGAGGGGUGGCAGGUCCAGGUGCUUUGGGCCGUUCGGGGUGAGGAGUUCGCUGGGAUCGCAGCGGCGGUGGACUGGCGGCGACUUUGCCAGAAAGCGGAGAUUUCGGUCUUCGUCACCUCGGGAGGCGCGGUGGAGUCGCCUCGUAGGCUGGUCGACCACAGGAUGGGCUCGAGCUGCGAUGUGGAAGCCGCCGCGGGCGCCCGCCAAAGGUGCAGGCACAGGGUGCUGAUGCUGUCCUUUCUGUUCAUUACACUGGGUGCGGUCGCUGCGGACUUUAUCGUGCACAACUGGAGCAUCUGGGCCCGGCGAAGGGCCUACAGUCUCCUCUCCUGGACCUCCCUUGCCCGAUGUGUGCCGCUGCUUCUGGUGUUCAUGGUCCUCCUGGUUGUUACCCUACUGAACUUCACGCUCCAGCGGCUCUCAGCUCUCAAAGCACGCUGGGGCCGCCUGGAGGACUGCGCGCACUUGCGGGAGGAGAGAAGAGCCGAGGGUCCAGAGCCAAACCUUCGCAUCCAGCAUGCGAAGCCGGACUUGCAGCAGCUGGUGGAGCAGCAAGCGGAGCUGGGGCCGGUCGAGGUGAAGGUGUGCGGACCCCAGCGGAUGCUUGCAUCGAUCGAUGCCACGGUGCUUCAGCUGAAGAAACGCGGCCUCAGCGUCGAGCUCGACCGCUUGGAGUCGAGCCUAUGA